AUGAACGGUCACGGUCACGCCAACGGAAAGGGUGGGCCUCCGAAUAACCUUGGCCAACACGAUCUGGGCCCAUCCGACGAAGCCACCGGCUCAAGAAACACCUACCUGAAUGGUACCAUGGGUGCGAAGGGGGUCAAUGGCAUCUACACCAAUGGACACAUUGACAGCAACGAGGCAGACGGAAGGGGCACCAACCCUCGCAACGGGCCCAUCGACACGACUCCAAAACCACCACAGCCCUUCCAGCCUGUGGCCAUCUGCGGCAUGGCAUGUCGACUGCCAGGGGGCAUCCACUCCCCCUCGGAGCUGUGGGCCUUUCUCCACGCGGGCCGGGACGCUCGCGGUCCGGUCCCGUCAUCCCGGUACAACAUCUCCGCUUUCCAUUCGCCGGACAAGAAGCCCGGCAGCGUCAUUUCUCAGCAGGGAUACUUUCUCGACUCCACCAAUGACCUGGCCGCGUUGGACACGUCCUUCUUCUCUAUGCCUCGCAGCGAAGUUGAGACACUUGACCCCCAGCAGCGCAUGCUUCUCGAGGUCACCCGUGAGGCCCUCGACGAUGCCGGCGAGACGGGCUGGAGGGGUUCCAACAUCGGCGUGUACGUGGGCAGCUACGGCCAGGACUGGUAUGACGUCUCGGUCCGCGACACACAGGCCCAUGGCAUCUACCAAAUCCUCGGACCACACGAUUUCAUGAUCUCCAAUCGCAUCUCCCACGAGCUCGACCUGCACGGCCCCAGCAUGACGGUGCGGACAGCCUGCUCUGGCUCUCUCAUCGGCGUCAAUGAGGCAUGCAUGGCCAUUGCGCGCGGCGACUGCACAUCCGCCAUUGUCGGCGGCACCAACAUCAUCAUGGCUCCGGCCGUGACCGCUGCGGAGACUCAGCAAGGCGUUCUCAGCACUGAUGGCUCAUGCAACACCUUUUCGGCCAACGCAAAUGGCUACGCGCGCGGCGAGGGCAUCGUUGCUAUCUACCUGAAGCCAUUGGAGGACGCCAUUCGGGACGGCAACCCUGUCCGCGCCGUCGUUACCGGCUCGGCAACCAACCACAACGGCCACACAUCAACAGUUGCACAACCCAGCUCCCAGGCGCAGGUGGCGCUGAUCAAGCAAGCAUAUCGGAAUGCUGGCAUCACCGACAUUACUAGAACGGGCUUCUUCGAGUGCCACGGCACGGGGACAAGGACUGGUGACGCCGUUGAAUUGGCUGCCGUGGCUGCCUGCUUCGGCAAAGCCGGUGUGCACAUUGGCUCAAUCAAGGCAAAUCUUGGCCACGCGGAGGGCGCGGCUGGCCUUGUGGGAAUUCUCAAGGCCGUCCUUGUUUUGGAGAACCGCAGCAUUCCCCCGCAGAUCAAAUCUCUUCCACUCAACCCUACAAUCGAUGCGAAUCUCAUUGUUUCUACCGAACCAACACCAUGGCCUGAAGAUCGCGAUGAGCGCGUCAGCGUUAGUAGCUUCGGCCUCGGCGGUUCCAAUGCCCAUGCUAUCAUCGAGUCAGCAGCAAGAUUCAAUGCGACACGCAAGUUCGAGACCAGUAGAGCAGCAGCAGCAGCGCCAAAUACACCGCAUCUGCUGCUCUUCUCUGCUAACACCCCAUCAUCUCUCACGGCCACUGUCGACAAGUACGAGGGUUUCCUUGACAAAAGCCCAGAUCUGCUGCCAGAUGUGGCAUACACCCUUGCUAAUAAGCGAGAACAUCUGCAGUAUCGCUCAUUUGCGGUAUGCACGAGUGACAAUAUCACGCUGGCUAGUACCGCGCCCCCCACCAAAGUUGAACAAACACAGGAAAUAUCCCUGAUCAUGGUCUUCACUGGCCAAGGCGCACAAUGGGCACGCAUGGGCUACGAGCUCCUCCGUUCCAAGACCAAUCCUGUCUUCAGCAACACGAUUGCAUCCCUCGACAAGGCGCUCCAAGAGCUAGGCCUGCUAGCUCCGUCAUGGUCCAUUGAUGAAGAGCUCCGCAAACCUGCACGCAAGAGUCGUGUUGAUGAAGCCGAGUUCUCCCAGCCUCUGUGCACAGCCCUGCAGAUCGCCUUGGUAGACUCUUACGCUUCGAUUGGGAUCCGCCCGGCCGCAGUGGUUGGCCACUCCAGCGGCGAGAUUGCUGCCGCAUACGCCGCUGGUGGCCUCAGCGCCCAUGACGCUAUCAUUGUAUCUUACCUGCGUGGGCUAGCAGUAGCCAAGCAACACAUUCGUAAGGGCGCCAUGGCAGCUUUGGGCAUGAGUUGGGAGGCUGCCAGGAAGCGUCUCGUCCCCGGCGUGGUGCUCGCCUGUGACAACGCGCCAAACAGCGUAACCAUAUCGGGAGAUGCAGGUCUGGUGAUAGAGACGGUUGACAGCAUCAAGAAGUCGGUACCUGGAGUUCCAGCCACCGUACUAAAAGUUGAUAAAGCGUAUCACUCGCCACAUAUGGAAGAAAUUGGGGCUAAAUACCACGCGGCCAUGACCAACGCCGGCGUUGUGGGCAAGGUGCACACUGUUCCAUUCUUCUCAAGCGUUGAAGGAGAGUUGCUCGUCCCCGCCGCGAGCAGUAGAUUUGGACCCAAAUACUGGCAGACCAACUUGGAGUGCUCUGUGUUAUUCACAUCGGCAGUAAGCUCCGCUAUUGAACGGCACGCUGGCCCCUCCACGCAGGUUUUCCUUGAAGUUGGCCCCCAUGCUGCAUUGGCCGGACCCCUUCGUCAAAUUAUCACCCAUAAAUCUAGCAGCGCAUCAUACAUUUCGACUUUGACCCGACGAAAUGACAGUGCCGAAAACUGGCUGUCAGCUCUUGGGCAACUCUUUGUCCACCAUGUGCCCUUCAAUCUUCAGGAUUUAAUGCCGGCUGGCAACACCCUCUCAGAUCUGCCCCCUUACCCCUGGGACCAUCAUCGCAGUCAUUGGAGCGAAUCCCGCAUCGCUCGUGAGUGGCGCAUGCGAAAAUACCCACACCAUGACCUUUUGGGUGCAAAGGUCCCUGACACGACAGACCUCGAGCCGGUGUGGCGGAACUUGCUGCACAUUGAGAAUGCUCCAUGGAUACGUGACCAUAAGAUCAACGCAGAUAUCAUCUUCCCCUUCGCCGGGUACGUCGCCAUGGCGGCGGAGGCUAUCCGUCAGAUCACCGGUGUCGAAGAAGCGGUUGAGCUUCGAAAUGUUGUCGUGCCCACCGCCUUGGUUCUCAACGAGAACUCUCCCAAAGAGCUUGUGACCUCAUUUCAUCACCUCCGUCUAACAGAUUCACUGGACAGUGACUGGUGGGAGUUCCGUAUCGCAUCACAUAACGGAAACACCUGGAUAAAACACUGUUCCGGCGAGAUUCUUGCUCGGGAGGAAAAAAACGCCAUGCGUAAUGGCGCUGUGCAGGAAGACCUACCGCGUAAAGUUUCCAGUAAACGUUGGUACGAUACGAUGCGCCGUGAGAGCAUUGACUAUGGCCACCAUUUUACGAGUCUCGAAAACAUCACGACGGCGACGACCGGCGCACGAGUUGCUCAGGCCCAAGUCCGCAACAAUUGGCAUGGAGAUGAGCAAUUCUACCACCUUCAUCCUGUCAUAUUUGAUUCAUACCUCCAACUACUCAGUAUUGCGGCUCGGUACGGACUCACGCAUGACUACCGUCAAGUCCUUCCCGCCAGCGUGGGUUCGUUGAUCCUUCGCCGCAGUGCUGUUAACAAUCUUGUGGUAUCAGCGAUAGCUGAGCCCGUCGGCAGCGGGGUCUGCGGAACAGGUACGAUUGCAGCUGGGGACAGACUCAUCAUCGAGGUCUCGAAUGUCCGCCUUACAUCUUUUACAAGUGGUGAUAGUGAUAUAGAAAAAAGCGCGCCCAUCACCGCGCGGAGUGAGUGGGUACCACAUAUUGAGACUGAAGCUUUCAGCACUCUGGUGAAGCCGACACGAGAGAAUCAAGUCUACGCCGCAACGUUGGAUGAGCUUGUCAGCCACUCGAUUGCUGCCUCUCGGAGAUCGACAGCCGGUCUAGAUGUCAUUCCAGAACUUCGACAAUACAAGGCAUGGCUUGACGAGACCCCGUUGUGCUCAGAAGAAUUGGAUGAUGCCACGUUGAACAGUCGUAUCGAAUCUCUCGUUACAUCCCUGAAAUCAACACCAGUUGCCCACAUUUCCAAAGCCAUUACUCUAGUCACAGACAAUGGACCUGCCAUUCUUUCCGGUCAAAAGAAGGCAUUCGAAGUCUUCGAUACAGAAGACACCCUCGGGAAACUCCAUCGCUUCUUAGAGGAAUUCGAUGGAUCUACAUUUUUCAAUCGACUAGGCCACCACAAGCCCAACCUUCGAGUUCUGGAGCUGGGUGCAGGCAUUGGGUCCGCAACAGCUGGCAUUGUUAAGGAUCUGACACGGCCUGACGGGCAGGUGCUUUUCUCGCACUACAUGGUGUCCGACCCAUCCCCAGGCAUGGUCGAAGCUCUCAAGUCGCGUUUCCAGGGCCUCCCCAACAUGAGUUUUGAAGCAUUCGACAUUGGGACUGAUGCCGGGCUCCCGGGCUUUGUUGGGAGAGACUUUGAUCUUGUCAUUGCGGCGGGAGUUCUUCACAGUACGCCCAAGCUUUCAGAAUCCCUCGUCCGGAUUCGUCAGCUUCUCGCUCCAUCAGGAAGGCUUCUGCUGCAGUCCUUGCGGCCCGGUCUGUCGUGGUCCAGAUAUGUCCUUAGCCUCCUCCCUGCUUGGGAUAUUGGCGUCGACGAUGACAGAGCUGGGGAACCGUAUGUCGAUGUGAAAGUCUGGCAAGAGAGGCUCGCGACGGCAGAUUUAGAAAUCGCUAGCGAGCCUGCAUUCGAUUCUGACGAGUCAAGUCAUAUAAGCCACGUUAUCGUAGCGAAACCCAGGCGCAGCCACAUUCCAGCAAAGAAGGUCACUAUUCUUUCCGAGUUUUCAGAUGAAUCCUUCAGGUCUCAUCUCAUCACUGAAGAAUUGCUUGCGUGGGGGUAUGAAGUUUCUUAUUGCAGCCUCACAGAUAUUCCUCCGCCUAGUCAAGACAUAAUCGCCUUCCUCGAUUGGCCUACGUCAUUCCUGGAACAUCUAGAUACCACCAAAUUUGAGAUGCUGAAAAUUUUCAUUGACAACAUCGCUGAUUCAGGCAUUCUGUGGAUAACCCAGCCUUCUCAGAGUCAUUGCAUAGACCCAAGCUUCGCCCAGAUCCAUGGCCUGGCUCGGUGUAUCCGAUCAGAGCUAGGCAUUGCUUUUGCAACUUGUGAGGCAGAUGACUUGGAGAGCCUGCAAGGAUGUCAAGCGGUUGCUGGCGUGUUCCAAAGUUUUAUAGAACGCGUCAAUGACGGAGAGAUUGAGCCCGAUUUUGAAUAUGUUAUUGAGAAGGGUUUGACGCGGGUCAAUAGAUUCUUCCCGCUCUCCUCUGCAAGCGAGGCUGCAGUCGUUGAGACGACCAAGGAUGCGCGCUUGACUAUUGCUCAGCCAGGACGCCUUAACACCCUUUACUGGGGAGGUGAGAUUAUGAAUAUACCCCAGGGUGAUGAGGUGCAAGUAGAGAUCCACGCCGCUGGUUUGAAUUUUCGCGAUGUUCUUGUUGCUAUGGGAAUCAUCGAGUUGCCCACUCCUACCUUUGGCUACGAGGCUACGGGAAUCGUGCGUCGCGUUGGGCCGAAGGCAGAAAAGCUCGGCGUUGGAGACAGAGUUGCCCUCACAGGAGUGGCUGUCUUUGCGUCGACCGUCACGACCACCGAAAAGCUGUGUGAGAGGCUCCCAGACGAGCUUGACUUCACUGACGGAGCUACCAUGCCACUGGUCUAUGCUACAGCCAUCUAUUCGCUCAUCAACGUCGGCAGGCUUGAAAAGGGCCAGUCUAUUCUCAUCCAUAGCGGUUGUGGGGGAGUCGGCCUAGCCGCAAUCCAGCUGGCCCGCAUGAUUGGCGCUGAAGUCUAUACGACCGUCAGCAGUGAGAAAAAGAUCGAACACCUCGUACGAGAGUUUGGCAUCUCAAAAGAUCACAUCUUCGACUCGCGAAGCGUGAGUUUCGAAGGAGACUUGCUAAGGGAAACCAACGGUAGGGGGGUUGACCUGGCGCUCAACUCGCUCUCCGGUGAGUUGCUACAUGCAACUUGGCGCUGCAUUGCCAAAUGGGGUACUCUGGUAGAGAUUGGCAAGCGUGACCUUCUUGGUGCUGGCAAGCUGAAUAUGGAGGUGUUCCUUGCCAAUCGUAGCUAUCGAUGUGUAGACAUUGACCAGAUGUGCAAGGAGAGGCCCGAGAUGAUCGGCCGCUUACUUCGAUCGAUGAUGGGCUUCUUCCGCGAUGGGCAUAUUCGAUCCAUAUCGAUCGACAAGAUCUUCCCAGGCUCCAAGAUGCAAGAGGCAUUCCAGCACAUGCAACAAGGAAGCCACAUUGGCAAGAUUGUGCUCCAAGUCCGCAAUCCGGAAUCUGGGGAUCUUCACCUUGGACAAAUUCAGUCUGCGAGUACGAAUACCACAGCCGUGCUUGAUGGUUCAGCUUCGUAUCUGCUCGUGGGCGGUCUUGGUGGUUUGGGCCGCUCAGUAGCGGUGUGGAUGAUCCAAAAUGGAGCCCGAAGCCUCAUAUUCCUCUCCCGGAGCGCUGGAACAACGGAUCAAGACAAACUCUUUGUCAAAGAGGUCCAAAGCAUGGGCUGUAAGGUGCAUCUAGUACGCGGAAGCGUCACUAACGCGUCAGACGUGGCCCGCGCUGUUGCGGAGUCGCCUUGCCCACUCAAGGGAAUACUGCAGAUGACAAUGGUGCUUCAUGACCGAGCCUGGGGGAAGAUGACAAUUGACGAGUGGAACGGAGCAACGGCGCCAAAGGUGAAAGGAACAUGGAAUCUGCACAACGAAACGCAGUCCCUGAAUCUCGACUUCUUCAUCUUGUUCAGCUCACUCUCUGGCAUCGUGGGCCAGCCCGGACAGGCCAACUAUGCCAGCGCAAACACUUUUCUCGACGCAUUCGUCAAGUUUCGGACAAGCAAGGGGCUACCUUGUACGUCCCUCAACAUUGGAGCCGUGGAGGGCGCAGGCUACCUUGUCGACAACGAUGAGCUGCUCAAGAAGAUGAAAGGAACAGGCUGGCGGGCGGUGCAGGAGUCGGAACUACUGGAAGUGUUGGGGACCGUCAUGCGACGAUCGCCUUCGGCACCAGGUCAAGACCCGGUCAACGAAGAUGAUGGGGCAAAGUCGAGCCUCGUCAACUCAAACUGCACUCUCAUAGGCAUUGCACCAGUCAUUCCGCUCAGCAGUCCCGACAGCAGCGCCAGGCUACGCAAGGACGUCCGCAUGUCGGUAUUUCACAACAUCCGCAGCCAGUUCAAGGGCGGCGCCUCGAGCGACAGUUUGCAGCAAUUUCUGAACGCAGCCAAGGCGAGCCCAGAGACGCUCACCACACCGGAGUCAGUCAUCUUCUUAUCGCGGGAGAUUGGGAAGAAACUGCUGGGCCUAGUACUGCGGCCUAUGGACGACGAGAUUGAUGUAUCUCUGUCGCUUGCGCAGCUAGGACUGGAUUCGAUGGUGGCCGUAGAGAUGCGGGCCUGGUGGAAGCAGAUAUUUGGGCUCGAUAUCAGCAUAUUGGAAAUGUUGAGCAUGGUAACGCUCGAGGCGUUGGGCAAGCAAGCUGCUGAGGGCUUGUCAGUGUUGCAUGGCUAA
Messenger RNA from Arthroderma uncinatum, 7587 nucleotides. RefSeq lists its product as uncharacterized. The record is from RefSeq and is a predicted model, not a curated record. The coding region runs from base 1 to 7587 and encodes 2528 amino acids. Gene Ontology annotation, biological process: fatty acid biosynthetic process; secondary metabolite biosynthetic process. Gene Ontology annotation, molecular function: fatty acid synthase activity; phosphopantetheine binding; oxidoreductase activity. NCBI's taxonomy places the organism in Eukaryota, Fungi, Ascomycota, Eurotiomycetes, Onygenales, Arthrodermataceae. The transcript is spliced from 4 exons.